AAUAUGCCAUCAUAUGGUAAGUUCUUCAAGGACUUGGUUACCAAGAAGAGGAAGUUCGAAGAUGGAGAGAAGGUGGUCGUGUAUGAGGCUGCAAGUGCAAUGCAGCACGAUUUGCCCAAGAAGGAACGUGACCCCGGUGGUUUCAUUAUCCAGAUAGCUUUGGGGAACGGGAAGGUAGCUUUGGGGAUGCUUGACCUCGGAGCCGGAAUCAAUCUCAUGCCCUUCUCGAUUUUUCAAAGGCUUGGCCUUGGGGAUUUGAGGCCAACUCGCAUGUGUCUCCAGUUAACAGACCGUUCCAUCAGGUAUCCCAAGGGAAUAGUCGAGGAUGUUCUCGUGAAGGUGGGUAAGCUUAUCAUUCCAGUGGACUUCGUUGUUCAGGACGUCGGGGAUCUGCACGAGAAUGGGAAGGAUCACACCAUCCUUCUCGGGAGACCUUUCAUGGCGACGACUAAUACCCUCAUUGAUGUGAAGAAUGGUACUCUGAAUAUGACGGUUCUGGGGAGUCGGUGUCUAUUUCUGUCCGAGGGGCCAUGUCUUCAUCUUCU
Molecule: messenger RNA, 545 nt
Organism: Striga hermonthica
Lineage: Eukaryota; Viridiplantae; Streptophyta; Magnoliopsida; Lamiales; Orobanchaceae
Source: the annotation of a GenBank genome assembly